ACCGCUUACAAUUUUUUCCCUGUAAAACGUACCUCUCACUCUCAGGCGAUUUAGAAAACAAAUUCUCUCUUGGAUCUCUGCGGGGGAGAGAGAGAGAGAGAGAAUGAAUCAAAUUUUCAGCAAGGUCGGAUCGUAUUGGAUCGGCCAGAAGGCGAACAAGCAGCUCGACUCCGUCGCUGACGAUAUCAACUCACUGUCAACGAGCAUCGAAGGAGGAGCGAAAUGGUUGGUCAACAAAAUCAAAGGUAAAGUGCAGAAACCUUUGGCCGAGCUACUAAAGGAGUACGGCUUCCCAGUCGGUAUCUUCCCUCGUGAUGCAACCAACUAUGAGUUCGACGAACAGACUGGAAAACUAAUAGUUUUCAUUCCAACAAUCUGUGAAGUUGGCUACAAAGACUCAUCUGUCCUGCGGUUCAACACAACCGUCACUGGGUAUCUCGAGAAAGGGAAGCUAUCAGAUGUGGAAGGGAUGAAGACAAAGGUAGUGAUAUGGGUCAAAGUGACUUGUAUCUCUGCGGAUGCAUCAAAGGUCCAUUUCACAGCCGGGAUGAAGAAAAGCAGAAGCCGAGAGGCUUACGAGGUUCUAAGAGAUGGCAGCGAGGUCACUAAAUUCUAGCACUUCCCAGAUUCUUUGAUCUCUUGUUAAUCUGUAUUCUUACAUGGGUUUGAAGAUGCAAGUGGAAGAGAUUUGUUCUGUCUUGUAAUUACUUGUUCUCGCUGGUCUUUAUAUAAUAAAGUCAUGGUAACUUCAUUUUCA
Molecule: messenger RNA, 757 nt
Organism: Tarenaya hassleriana
Lineage: Eukaryota; Viridiplantae; Streptophyta; Magnoliopsida; Brassicales; Cleomaceae
Exons: 3
Coding region: 104-616 (170 amino acids)
Source: RefSeq, a predicted model, not a curated record